GAAGAAGAAGAAGAUGAAGAUUUUGGAGGAAGUGUUCUUCUAUUAUUAUUAUUAAGGGAAAAUUGAAAUUUGUUUGCCAAGGAAUGUUUCCUCAUCAAGUAAAAUCCGAAACGACCACCAUGCUAAUUCAGGGGCAAAUAAUCCGCUUAAGAUGCCAAUGAAAACGGGCCUACCUUGACAGCCCAUUACUAUUAAAGCCCAUAUCUUGGUUUCGAUUGUCUAGCCCAAAUCAUCAAUCAAUUGGACUGGGCUUGUAUCCAGCUUAACAUACCCAUAUUCAAAUACAAGCCAUCUCCACUCCACUUGUCGCGGUUGCUAUGAGCCUCUUGCAUGCAAUUGCUACGUGUUCAAGGACUAAACCUUCAUGUCAAACGUGGCAACCAUUGUUGCACAUGUCUUGGGUGAUAAAUUUUGAAAGAGAAUUGAAGCUCGGGGAGGAAAACGCAGUCACCCACAAGAUGAGUCCUGAAGAAGUGAGAAGAACAGGUGCAGAAGGAUCCAAGAGGCCACCAGGGAACAACAACCCAGGUGAGGUUUUGCACCAGAGGCGCAAGCUGCCCUUCAGCCCAGCUACUAUGGCAGUUACUGGGUUCGGGAUCACCGCUGCUAUAGGGUAUAUGGUGUUGUAUGCCAAGAAAAAACCCGAAGCUAGCGCCAGUGAUGUCGCCAAGGUAGCUACCGGUGCUGCCGAUCCUAAGGACACUCAUCCUAGGGAGUAG
Messenger RNA from Populus nigra (black poplar), 719 nucleotides. RefSeq lists its product as uncharacterized. Lineage: Eukaryota; Viridiplantae; Streptophyta; Magnoliopsida; Malpighiales; Salicaceae. The record is from RefSeq and is a predicted model, not a curated record. The transcript has a single exon. The coding region runs from base 318 to 719 and encodes 133 amino acids.